AUGCGGAAGGUUAGAACGAAACUUGCAUCUAAUGCAUACUGUUGCAACACAGGCAAUCCUUGGCUGCACUCACAAGUGAACAUGCACCGUGCAUCGCCCAACCAAGCGGGCCAUACAUCCGUAAUUUGUGCUGUUACGGUCCACAACCGUUUAGAUAAAGAAGACAAAGUUGUAUGUAAGCUGGUCUCGAGGAAGACAAUGCUUAACGAUGAGGAACUCCAGCUGGCUUACAGGAGGGAAACAAUCGCCUAUCAGAACAUCUUACCAGCCCUUGGUGUCUCAUUUAUGGCUGCAAAGUUUUUCGCUUCAUCAUCCGGCCUCAUCAUCUUGCAGGAUCUUGUUGAUGAAGGCUUUUCAAGUCCUGACAGGGUGGCAGGUCUCUCUUCAAAACAGAUGGAUCUUGCGAUUAAGGGAUUGGCGGACCUCCACGCAGGCAGCUUGAUUUUACGCGACGGGAAGCCGAAGGAAUGGGAAAGUAUGACCGCUCAACUCAAGGGUACGUGGCAGGACGUCGGCCAGUUCAGUUCUUGGCUCGAAACAUCCAUCAUGACCGCAAUAGAAGAACUGGAUGAAUUAGGGGAAGAAAAGAUAUCGAAGAUGUUGUCAUCAAGUUCAGCAGUUCCGCUAGAUUGCUCAAACGAUUCUUUUUGGGUUAUCUGCCAUGGGGAUUACUGGUCAAAUAAUCUUAUGUUUAGAAAUGAAGAUACCUUGAGGAUUAUAGAUUUUCAAAACAUGUGUUGUGGGCCUAUUUAUAAAGAUCUUUUGAAUCUUCUAUCCACAAGUUUGAGAAUUGGUGAUGACGUUCAUACCUACUGUGCUACAUACUACCAACGGCUUAUUGUAGGUAUUGAUAAACUGUUUCGUUUUCCGUCUUAUUCAGAAUUCAUGGAGCACUUGCGGGAAGGACUUGAUUAUGGCUUUCGGAUGGGACUAUUGUACCUCGGAGGCAGAGUUCUUCCAACGGAUGGACUUGACGAAAUUGACAGCAGUGUUAAAUGUAACCAAUUUCCAGGAUAUAGGGAACACUUAUUGCAUUUGAUAGAUAUCUACAAAGUUCUAGGUUUAUUCUGAUUUUAGAUUAAAUAUUGAACGUGUGAACUAUUUAUUAAUAAUUUAAUUGUACUUCAUUUGCUAGUAUAUUUCGCUAUUAGAAAUGAGAUUGUUUACUUGUUAAAUUAACACAUAUAUUUUUGAUAUUUAGUGAACUGCAUUCAACUGAAUCGUUCAUUUAAAUAAUCAUUAUCAAAUACUCAUAACCAGUAAUUAAUUAUUGAAGACUAAUAAAUAGUAAUUAUCGUUAUAAAUAUAUUUAUAAGAAAUAUUUCAAUACAUAAUGGAUGGAAGUUUAUGUUUUUUUAUUAAUAGAAUCAUCUAACCAUUUUCGAAAAACAAAUAGUAAAGAUUAACUCGAAUUAUUAUGACAACUUCAUAUAAACAGAGUAUGUUUUUUUUUAUUUUUAGAAAUAAUGAUUUAUUUACAAACAUUACUUCAUAAUAAUGAUUCAG
Molecule: messenger RNA, 1506 nt
Organism: Nezara viridula (southern green stink bug)
Lineage: Eukaryota; Metazoa; Arthropoda; Insecta; Hemiptera; Pentatomidae
Source: the annotation of a GenBank genome assembly